AUGGUACUGGAUGAGAAUGAGCAGAAGGCUCUAACGGAUUUAAAGAGAAAAAGGGGUGUAAUAAAGGCUUCCCUCACACGUAUUCGUACAUUUGUAACCAGGUUUGAUCCAACGCAGCAGGCCGUAUCGUUACUCGAGUUUAGGCAAGAGGAGCUGCCACAAAUCAACCGAAAAUUUGAUGACGUACAGUCGCAGAUAGAGUUGCUUGUUGGGGAGGAAGAGGCUUCUGAGGUAGAAAGGGAAAAUUUUGAACAAGAUUAUUUUGCAAUUAGAUCUCAGAUUCAGGAACUAACUAGCUUGGAAAGGCCUCACAAUUCAACAGCAGUCAAUGCUUCAUUUGCAGCUAUGAGCAUCCAUCGACAUCAGUUACCACCUAUUCCGCUUCCAAAAUUCAGCGGUAACAUCCAAGAAUGGGCUUCAUUUUUUGAUGUAUUUCGAGCGAUGGUUCAUAACGACGAGAAUUAUACCGCAGCACAGAAGUUUUUCUAUUUGAGAUCAUGUUUGGAAGGUCAAGCUUUGGAGCUCGUCCGUUCAAUUCCAGUCAGCGAUGGAAAUUACGAAGCAAUCAUCUGUCAGCUUAUUCAACGUUACGAUAAUCAUAGUCUUGUGGUGCAAUCUCAUAUCCGCUCCAUCCUCGACUGCCCUCGAGUAGAUGAAUCAAGACCUUCUACUUUACAAGGACUAUAUUCUACAGUUUCCACUCAUGUUGCAGCAUUAAAAUCAAUGGGUCAGCCUGUGGACCAGUGGGAUGCCUGGCUCAUUACAAUCGUCACUAGCCGAUUAGACAGGAGUACGGCGCAUGGAUGGCAAUUGCAUCAGCGCAACUCGAGGCUCCCGAAAUACUCGGACUUGGAAAUAUUUAUAGCAAGUCGUUGCACUGCUAUAGAAACUUCAGAGGCUUGCACAUCGACGUGGGAAAGUAGUUGUGAAGUUCAAGCAAAGGGUUCAAGCGCUAAGAAGACUACAUUGAACAGUGCAACAAAAAGGGCACUUAUUUCUGCAAAUACCAAGUCGGCACGUCCAUGUCCUUGUUGUUCCGAGAGUCAUAGGCUGUUCAUGUGUGAGCAAUUUAAAGGCCUUUCGGUAUCGGAUCGUUUAAACAUGGUGAGGACGUCCCAGCUAUGUUUCAACUGCUUAGCACCAUUUCAUGCUUCGGAAAAUUGUAAAUCAAAGUAUACGUGUUUAAAAUGUAAACAGAAGCACAACACGCUCCUGCAUUAUGAGAACCAUACGACUAUCGCCAGCAACAACAGGAAUAACGACCAAUUUGGCGAUAACACUCCUACUGCAUCAGCACAACACUCAAGUAACAUUGCAGCCCUUGCCACAGCAGGAAGAGGUCAUGUAUUCCUUUCCACAGCAUCUGUCCUGGUUGCAGACAACAACGGUCAAUUAAGGAAAUGUCGCGUUAUAUUGGAUAACGGAUCGCAAAUGAAUUUUGUGUCCAAAAAUUUCGCCAAGUUGUUGCAACUUCCACGUCAUAAAACCAUGGUGCCGAUAAGUGGAAUUGGAGCCGGUCAGAUACAGUCAGUCUCUUGUAUAUCUGUUAAAGUGACAUCUCGUGUAAAACAGUUUGAAGUAGAUUUGAUUUGUCAUGUAUUGCCAGUAGUGGUUGAUGGCUUACCUAAUUGUCCAAAACCAGCAAGCGGAUGGGACAUACCAGAAGACCUGAUACCGGAGCUGGCUGAUCCCUUCUUUGACGUUUCGGGAAAGGUUGACCUACUCAUCGGCGGUGGAACGUUCUUCGAUCUAUUCGAGCCAAAAAGAGUUCGGUUGCCAGCUAGAGGUGUCUGCUUGCAGGAUUCAAAGUUUGGUUGGGUAGUAACAGGAGAAAUUGGCACUACCUCGCUUUUAGCUACAUGCUCUAUUGGACAAGCAUGUGAGGACAAAUUUAGAAUUCUAUGUAAGGAUGAGCUUGAGACAUACGGAGCAUCAUCCAAGUCCAAUAAGAAAUGCAUUGAAGAGCAGAGAGCUCUAAAGCAUUUUGAGGAAACCGCGGAUCGAGACGAGACGGGCCGGUUUGUGCUGCGACUUCCAUUGAAACCUGAAAAAUGUAAACUUGGAAGCACACUAGAGAUGGCCACCACUAGAUUCCUGAGUGUUGAGCGAAGGCUUCAGAAGGAUGAAGAACUGAAGAUGCAAUAUAUAAAUUUCAUGGAGGAAUAUUUGAAAAUGGGCCACAUGAAAAAGGUGUGUCAAGAUUUAAAUCCACCUGAAUAUGUUUUCUAUCUUCCCCACCAUCCAAUAAUUAAAUUGUCAAGCCUCACAACGAAGCUGCGAGUCGUUUUUGACGCAUCGGCUAAGAGCUCUUCGAAUAUAUCGCUGAAUGAUGUCCUUAUGUGUGGACCGACAGUCCAAGAGGACCUGUUUUCAAUUUUGGUAAGAUUUCGCAGAUAUCAGUUUGUUAUAACAGCAGAUAUAGAAAAAAUGUUUAGGCAAAUAAAUGUAGCUUCGGAGGAUCAAGAUUUUCAGGGAAUAGUUUGGCGGUCGCAAUCAGAUGAAGCGCUACAAAUCUAUCGCCUCACCACUGUGACCUACGGGACGACAGCAGCAUCAUUCAUGGCCACCAAUUGUUUAAUAUCGUUAGCGGUAGGUGCAAGGGAAAGUCAUCCAAGGGUUUCAAGAAUCAUACAACGCGACUUCUAUAUGGACGACUUAAUGACUGGCGCCGAUACAACUGAAGAGUGUUGUCAGCUGCAGCAACAAAUUAAUAUGAUCCUUGAUUCAGCAAAAUUGCCUCUGCGAAAAUGGUGCUCGAAUUCGCGUAGUGUUCUGAAGCAUAUUGGAAAUUCAAACACUGAUCCACUAUUUGCAUUACAAAUUAAUGCAGACGAUGUAGUUAAGUCUUUAGGAUUAAGUUGGAAGCCAGAACUGGACGAAUUUCAUUUCACGGUCGAAAACAACACCAUAAGAAUUAAAGCAACAAAAAGGAUGUUACUAUCCGAUCUCAACAAGAUAUUCGAUCCACUCGGUUUCUUAGCUCCAGUGUUAGUGCGAGGGAAGAUAUUUUUACAACAAUUGUGGCAAUUAAAAAUCGAUUGGGACAAACCUCUAGAUGCAGAUCUAACAAGAAGAUGGAACUGUUUCUACAAGGGCCUUGACGAGCUGAGCCGUAUUCCUAUUCCAAGAAAAUGUAUACCAAGUCUUAGUAAUGAGGUGCAAUUGCAUGGAUUUUGCGACGCUUCCGAAGAGGCUUUCGGAGCGGCAAUCUAUGUGCGAAGUAAGAAUCAAAUAGGAAAUUGGACAGCUAGAUUAUUAUGUUCAAAAACACGGGUCGCUCCGUUAAAGGGAUCUACGAUACCACGACUAGAGCUAUGUGGAGCGCUCACCCUUGCCCAAUUGGCCAAAAAGACAGCUGAAGCAUGGGAGUUAGAAAGCAGCAGUAUUUACUUAUGGACAGAUUCGAUGGUCGUCAUCGGAUGGCUCAACAGUGAGACAUGUAGGCUAAAAACAUACGUAGCAAACCGGGUUGAUCAAAUUCUCGAGAUCACAAACCCUAACCAGUGGAGGCACGUCAAAACUGACGAGAACCCGGCAGAUGCUCUAUCAAGAGGUUGGUUGUCCGAGGAUUCAAGCGAUUGCUUAAGAGCGCCCAUUUUAUUGACAAAUGAAGAGUCGCUGCCCGAAAAAAAACCUAUUCGUCUAGCAUUGAUCGCAGUGGAGCCCACGAGAGACCUACUGAAUUAUAUCUCAGUCUGGCAUAAGUUAGUUCGAGCAGCUGCCUGGUUAUUAAAGUUCAUUGAGUUCAGAAGAUCGAAAAACAUCGGUGCAUUAUCAAAUUAUCUUGAUGUAGCAGAUUUAAGAAGGGCUGAAAACGGACUAGUUAAGCGAGCACAGCUGGACAAGUUCAGAGAAGAGCUUCAUGCAUUGAAAGCAGGAAAGGAAGUCUCACGCAGCAGCAAACUGAAGUCUUUGUACCCGCUACUUCGAGACGACAAUUUGAUCUUAGUGGGAGGCAGACUAAACCACGCAAAAUUGACUGAAGAACAAAGGCACCCAAUGAUUUUGCCAUCAGAUCACAAGGUAACUAGAUUAAUUUUUGAAGAUACGCACAAAAGGCUUCUACACUGUGGUCCACAACAACUAUUAGCAAGUGUAAGGCAGCGGUACUGGCCUUUGAGAGGAAGAGUCAUGGCCCGCUCCGUAACAACCAGAUGUGUCACAUGCAUCCGUGCAAGACCAACAUUCUCGCCCCCUCUUAUGGCAGCACUACCGAAGGCACGAGUACAACCUUCCAGACCAUUCACUGUGAGUGGGGUUGAUUUUGCAGGUCCACUAGUUGUUCGCAGUGGAGUUCGGCGUAUCACAGGCGUAAAGACAUGGGUGGCGGUUUUUAUAUGCUUUUCCACCAGAGCAAUACAUUUGGAACCUGUAGUGGGUUUAACAAGUGGAGCCUUUAUAGCAUUACGUCGCUUUAUGUCACGGCGCGGAAAGUGUUCAACAAUCUACAGUGACAACGGAACAAACUUUGUCGGGGCCCAAAAAGAAUUAAAUUCAUAUAUUCAGAAUUGUGACUCACAGUUGGCUCGUGAGGGGAUCGAGUGGAAGUUCAACCCGCCGUCAGCUCCGCAUUUUGGAGGUCUCUGGGAGAGCGCUGUUAAGAGCACCAAAUACCAUUUGAAUCGUAUAUUAAAGGACAGCCGUCUUAACUUGGAAGAGCUAAACACGUUAUUAUGUCAAAUAGAAAGCUGCGUAAAUUCAAGGCCAAUAACUCCACUAAAUAGCGAUCCUUCAGAGCCAGAAGCUCUGACUCCAGGGCAUUUCUUAGUAGGAGGGCCAUUACUAUUGCUUCCAGAGCCCAACACAGAUAGUGGCCCGAUAGAACAUUUACGCCGCUGGAAGUAUGUGCAAGCAUUGAUGAAAGACUUCUGGAAUCGCUGGUAUAAAGAAUAUUUACCACAACUUCAGGUACGAGGAAGAUGGGUAGCAAGAAAGGCAACUUUGCGAGUAGGAGAUGUAGUUAUAAUUAAGGAGGACUGCACUCCGCCCAGCAGAUGGAAGCUAGGCAUUAUAACAACUGUGCACCCAGGGAAGGACGAGGUGGUACGUGUAGUAACAGUUCGCGAAUCGAACGGCACUGAAUGA
Molecule: messenger RNA, 5085 nt
Organism: Acyrthosiphon pisum (pea aphid)
Lineage: Eukaryota; Metazoa; Arthropoda; Insecta; Hemiptera; Aphididae
Exons: 2
Coding region: 1-5085 (1694 amino acids)
Biological process (GO): DNA integration
Molecular function (GO): nucleic acid binding
Source: RefSeq, a predicted model, not a curated record